AUGCUGUCCCUGCUGCUGGCCGGCAUGAUGGCUCUCCACACUCUGGCUCUGAUGGAAGUUCAAGUCCCAGAUCAGCCGAUGGUGGCUCUGUACGGUCAAGACACCAGGCUCAACUGCACCUUCAGCGCAGAAAGCCCGUACAACCUGUCGGCCGUGAGCGUGUUCUGGCAGCUCACUGACACCAAACGCAACGUGUAUGCCUUCAACUAUGGCCUUGAGCAGCUGAAGGACCAGGGCGCCAGGUUUGCCAACCGCACGUACCUGUCCCCCCAGAGCCUGCUCCAGGGGAAUGCCUCUCUGCUGCUGCGGGACGUGGUGGUGGCAGAUGAGGGGAGCUACACCUGCUUUGUGCGGGUGCAGAGCUAUGGCAGUGCGGCGUUAUUUCUGCAGGUGGCAGCCCCGUACUCCCAACCAGUGGUGACUUUGGAGCCAAACGUGAACCAUCGGCCCGGGGACGAGGUGGCGCUGACCUGCGAGGCUCACGGUGGAUAUCCCCAGGCGACUGUGGCAUGGCGCGACGAGGGCGGACACACUUUGACCGAUAACAUCACGACUUCACACGUGGCCAAUGAACAGGGGCUGUUCAGUCUCACCAGUGUUCUGACGGUGGUCCUGGAGCCCAGCAGCACCUACAGCUGUCAGCUCAUCAAUCCACUGCUGGGAGAAGAGGGCAAGGCCUUUGUCUCCAUCUCAGGCCAGAGCACGGCGUUCCCUCCGGUGGCUCUGUGGGUGACCGUGGGCCUGGCCGUGUGUCUGCUCGUGCUCCUCAUUGCCCUGGCUGCGGUUUGUCGUCGUAAGAUCAAGGAGAGCUGCGAAGAAGCCAGGAGAGAAGAAGAGGCCAAGGAGCUUGAAGAGGACGAGUCAAAGACAGCGAUGACACCACUGAAAAGCUAG
Messenger RNA from Knipowitschia caucasica, 894 nucleotides. NCBI's taxonomy places the organism in Eukaryota, Metazoa, Chordata, Actinopteri, Gobiiformes, Gobiidae. The record is from the annotation of a GenBank genome assembly.